AACGUUUACGUUGACGGCUUGCGGUUGAAAAUGGAAGUUGAUUGUGGCGCUGCAGUUUCCGUCAUCAGUUUGGAGAUGUACGAGAGAGAAUUCGAUCACAUACCAUUAGAGACGUGCGACAAGAAAUUAGCAGUGAUUAAUGGCAGCAAGAUGAAGGUGGAAGGAGAAAUAACGGUAAAAGUUGAGUUUAACGGCCAAGCGAAAACUGUUCAACCGAUCGUUUUGCGAAAUGGAAGUUGCUUCACACCUUUGUUGGGACGAGACUGGCUUGAUGUAUUCAUUCCUGACUGGAGGAAGGCGUUUGGAAGCAGUAUAAAUCAACUGGCAGUUUGCCCGGACCAGAUUGUUGCAGAGAUACAGGGUUUCCGUCGGAGGUCGGGUGUAUCUGGCGCACCGCAACCAGCUGAAGCUGGUUGGAGCCCGCAGAAAUCGUCACGGUUUGAUUUUUGCGAGGGAGGAAGGAAGGAGUGUUAACCGGAAAAGAGCGCGCGAUGACGAUGACGAUGAAAGCGUUGACGACGAUGCUGGCGGAUUCCUUGGUUUCGCAGCAGAUUCGUAUAUCUACCGAGGCACAUCUGACGAUCAUCCAAUGGUUUGUGAUUCGGAAGGUGGCGACACAUCGGCGUGUUUACCGCCUGAGGAAGUUGAUCCCCAGGAGGGACCAUCUACGCGACAGUGGUCGCAAUCGAAUCAACCGUCAAGUUCGAGUUGUCAUCCAGAAAGUUUGCGUCGCUCUAGUAGACCGAAGCGUCCUAAAAGGGAUGUCGAUUUUAUUUAUUAAAUCAAACAUAAGUUUGAGUUUGUGGUAGUAUUGUUUCGCCACUAUCUGAAAAAAAAGUUAAAGCGGCAGUCAUGUAUAACCGCAUUCAAAAAAAAACGAAUAACGGUAUGGCAGUGAAGUUUGGCCAUUUUCAGAGAAAUAUUGUUUAAACUAA
Molecule: messenger RNA, 935 nt
Organism: Wyeomyia smithii (pitcher-plant mosquito)
Lineage: Eukaryota; Metazoa; Arthropoda; Insecta; Diptera; Culicidae
Exons: 2
Coding region: 31-474 (147 amino acids)
Biological process (GO): proteolysis
Molecular function (GO): aspartic-type endopeptidase activity
Source: RefSeq, a predicted model, not a curated record